Messenger RNA from Symbiodinium sp. CCMP2592, 2268 nucleotides. The record is from the annotation of a GenBank genome assembly. NCBI's taxonomy places the organism in Eukaryota, Dinophyceae, Suessiales, Symbiodiniaceae.
AUGGCCGCUUCCAAGCGCCCUCUUCGCAGAUCUUACGUUCAAGAUGCAUCGGAUGCAUCUCCUUCCAAGGUGCUGCGCAAAAGCGACUGGGCACACGGCAUCUGCCUCUUCGUAGUUCCCCUAGGCUCCGCCACAACUUCCAGGCGCACGAUAUGGGAAAGGGAAGUUACAGCAGCUGGUGGCUGUCUGGCGAAGUCCCCGUCGUCGGCCACCCACCUAGUAAUCACUCCAGAAGUCACUGCCGUUCGCCUUGGGGCAUGGGCAAGCAAAACUAUGCAAGGCAAGGGCGAAGGUGACAGCAAAGAUCCUUUGUCUGUUCUACGUGCUUUUGCCGAGUCUCUGGAGUCAAUCUGGGUUUACAGCGAUUGGCUGGUCACUUGCCUGGCCAAGCAGAGUCGUGUCUCAGAAGAAUCUUUCACCUGGUCCCGACAUGCAUCGGAGCAUGGGGAACAUGGUCACGAUACGAUUUCCGUUGUUCAGGAAUGUAGCGUUGUAGAUUCAACCCAGCCCACCGUGGGCAAGCCACUUGCGGGGCUUGGGUCUGCGCCUUUGCUGGCGCGAAGUCCGGCACCUACACAGAGGGAAUCUGAUUCGGAAGUUGAAGAGGUUCUUCCCAAACUUGGAGCCUUUGGCGGAGAGAUGACUCCAAAGCGGGCCUACUUGAUCCGCAACCGUGACAAGUUUGCGUGCCAGCGUGGUGGGGAGACUUCGCCUGAAAAAGGCGCGGCUGGCUCUCCACCGAAGCCCCGCAACGCCGAGCUCGUGGCCAUGUUCGGCCGCCUGCAGCAGCAUUACGAGUCAUUGGGCGAUGGAUGGCGUGAAAGAUCUUACCGACUGACAGCAAGCAUUCUGCGCAGCCUGUCCUUCGAGGUGGGAUCGGAAGCAGACCUUGAUCGACCGGAGCUGAAGCGACUAGGCAGGAAGACACGCGACAAACUGAAAGAAUUUCUUCAGACGGGAAGCAUCGGAAGAGUGGAAGGCUUGCAGACGGACGAGGUCGCAAAGGCCUUAGGAGAAUUGCAAGGUAUCUGGGGUGUGGGUCUGACAACUGCGAGGAGGUGGCUUGGGUCUGGCUGCCGGACUAUCUCCGAUGUAAGGCAGCGCGUUCAGGACGGAUCGCUUCGGCUGACUACCGACCAGACGAUCGGUCUGCACUUCUUUGAAGAGUUCUCCGAGCGCAUUCCUCGGACAGAGGUGGAGGAAAUCGUUGCAGUUGUUCAAGCAGCUGUCAGUCAGCGAUUUGGUGGCCAUAUGCGCAUGGAAGCUUGCGGAUCUUUCCGGCGCGGGAAGACAAGCUGUGGAGAUGUUGAUCUUCUGCUUUGUGCUCGGAGUGCUAGAGACGAGCUUUCCCUGGGCUCGAUGCAUGAUAUCUUGGCAGGUCUCGUGGCAGAUCUGCGAGGUCAGGGCUUCAUUACCCACGAUCUGAAAGGUGGAAAUCCAAACCAUGGCCGCCAAACCGGCAAUGGCCAGGAUGCUAACGAGGGCGAAGAGCUGCGAAGCUCUUCUGCUGCAACCUAUUUUGGAGUUUGCCGGUUGCCUCGUGCCGGAAGCCUACACCGAAGAAUUGACAUCAAAGUGUAUCCUGUGCUGGAAUUUCCGUUUGCCCUGCUGUCCUUCACAGGGUCUGGCCCCUUUAACCGGUCCAUGAGAUUAUUUGCGCGAAGAGCGGGGUUCAGCUUGUCAGAUCACAGUAUCUGCCGGGCAACACAUGCUCGAGGAGCUGGUCGUGGUGAGCGUAUUUGGACCGGACCUCCUAUUGCAGCCGCUCGCUUCGCGUCAGAGGGCGAUAUUUUCGAGUUUCUUGGACUUGCAUACCGAGAGCCGUGGCAGCGUGAGGUGGACGCCUCGUGGCUAGCCGAAACUGGCACUGAUAAGACAGCAGGAAACGAGACCAUACAUCAGUCUUCCCAAGUCUCACUGUCGCCCCCGACACCAGUCGAGGAGCGGGAACGUGCAAAGCAGGGCUUCUCAGCAGAGGUGCAAAGCCUCCUAGACUCGGAUGAAGAACCUUUCUGCACCGAGGAAAACGCCUUCAGAUGGCUCCUUCACGUGUUGACAAGAAAUCUGGAACUCCCUGCUGGCCAUGAAGAUUUUCGACAGAUUCGGCCUGUGGAGAUCGAUCGCUGUCAUGCUCAGCUUCGACGACACGGACUUCCAAAGGUUGGUGCUCAACGAGAAAGCCACAGCUGGAAAGUUGUUGGAGUCGGCCGAUGCCGCCGAAAAAGGUGGUGCGGAAAACGCCGCCAGCAAAUCCAGCAGUGGGUAUGA